AUCUGCUGUAAACCACUUAAACCUCAAUUAACUUGGGAUGUGGAACUGGGCCUUAAAUGCCGGUGGAAACAUAAUAAUUGUUUACAGAAAAGCCACGUGGUGCCUCCCAUGUAUAGCAUGUAUAUGCAUGUGAUGUACAUACAUGCAUCAUAUUGCUCUGUUGCUCUUUGUAGCUGUGUAAGAGCACGCGAUAGUUUGAUGGUUUCGUGUUUGGUUAAUAACUUAAACGAAAUCCUUUGAAAUCUUUCAAAGGAAUAAUUGCUUUCAUUAAAAUUCGUUGAAGUUUCACGAAUUAUAAAUAUGAAGAACUUAACAGUGCACUGUCAAAGUAUUCACAACUUAAAUGAUUUAAGAAACCAUGAUCUUCCUAGUGUGCUGAAAAGGGGGGUUAUGUGUUGUCACAAUCCCGAUGCCGACAAUUUAUACAUAUUUGAAAGGAACAGGUUGUAUGGAGUCUCAACUAAUGUUACUCUCGGAGUAACCUUAGUUCAAAUUGAUGUAAGCGAAGAUCUGACACCUGUUGGACUAGAAUACUGUAGUGUGUCGCAACAACUUUACUGUGCAUACGAUUCUGGAGAUGUAGCCAAAGUGUUUACCAGAGAAGAACUAGAAUGUGAAGAAAUUGUGAAAGUAAAUGGAGGAUUGCGAUGCAUAAAAUUAAGUCCAGACCAUGAAAUUCUUAUUUUGAUCACUCUUAAUGACACUGUCAUUACAAUGACAUCAAGUUUCCAUGUAAUUUCUGAGGUUGACUUAUAUGCUGCAAGUUUUGGAAAAAAACAAUUUAUAACUGUAGGAUGGGGAAAGAAGGAAACACAAUUCCAUGGAUCGCAAGGAAAAACUGCAGCUAAAGAAACAUCAGUUAUAACAGGAAAAACUGAACUAGAUGAUGGUACUAUCAGAAUUACUUGGAGGGGAGACGGAAUGUUAUUCGCUGUUACUUUUCUUCAUAAAGAUACCGUUAUGCGGCAGUUUAAAGUUUUUAACCGAGAAGGCAUUCUACAGUACACCAGUGAGCCUAGUAGUGGUUUGGAACAAAAUAUAUCUUGGAAACCAUUUGGCAACGUAAUAGCAUUGACCCAGAGACUGAAUGAAAAGCACGUGGUUGCCUUUUUUGAAAAAAAUGGUUUGAAGCACAGGGAAUUUACUCUAUCUUUAGACGUAGAAAAAUUUGUGGUAAAAGACUUACUUUGGUCAUUGGAUGCCGAGGUAUUAACAGUCUGGUGUGAAGAAAUAAAAACUAAAAAUAUAAUAGUACAAUUAUGGACCCAAAAUAAUUAUCAUUGGUAUCUGAAACAAUCGAUUGUAUUUUCAACACAGAACUCUCCAAUUUUCUUAACUUGGCACGCAGCACCCAAAAUUGGAAAAAAAUUAAUACUAUUGACAUCAAAAGAUCUUAUAACAUACUCAUUUCGUUGGGUUAUUGAUCAUAGCAAAGGAAAAGAUUUGGAUGAUAAAGCCAUAGUUGCAGUUAUUGACAAUGACAGAGCUUUGCUUACAGCCUUCAGAUUAGGAAUCAUUCCACCACCAAUGAUGCAUCAGGCAUUACAAACUGAUGAACCAAUAAAUACAGUAGUUUUUCCACCCGGAAAAACAAAGGAAUCAUUGACAAAUUCAAAUAUGAUUUGUAUUUUAAAUAAUCAGAAACUACUAUUUUAUGUACACAAUGAUUCAAACAAUUUAGAAUAUAUGCAUGUCAAUUCAUACGAUAUUGAAUGGGGCGAAUCAACAAUAAUUUCUGAAGAUGUUCCUUACUCAAUGCAUCAUUUUUUAUGGUUAAAAGAUGAUACUCUUUUAUGCUCUGCUUCUUCGAGCAAGGGUUGUUACUUCUGUAAUCUACAAUUGGAUGGAAUGAAUGUCUCAAAGGAAGGACGCGUCACAGUUCGAAAAACAUACAUUUUAGAUGGCUGCAUUCAACACAUUGUUUCCUGCCCUGAUCUGCAGACAGCUUAUAUCGUUGUUGAAGGAUCUGUUUUUAAAUAUUCAGAAGAUGAGGGCAUUUGUCCCACCGACAUAAAAUUGGAUGAAUUCACCCACCAAAUCGAGGUUAUUGAUAUUGGCUCUAGAAAUGUUAUAGUAUCUCUUACGAGCAGAAACUGCUUGUACAUUGAUGGAAAGGAGGCUGCAAGCAAUAUAUUAAGUUUUUUCGUACAUUCGGAAUUUCUUCUACUUACAACUUUACAACACACAUUAAUAUGUGUUACACUUGAUGACAGAGGAUUUGACCAAUUAUCGACGCAAGAUUUGACCGUUAAACCGUGGAAAGAGUUCAAGGAACAAUCCUCGAUAGGUUUGAGUAUGAGACGUGUAGAAAGAAGUUCUAGUUUAGUAAUUGCCAUUCCCAAAGACUGCAAAGUAAUUUUACAAAUGCCACGUGGAAAUCUGGAGUGCAUACAGCCUAGAGCUUUAUCAUUAUACAUAAUAGGGAAUCAUCUUGAUAAUCUUCAAUAUUUUGCAGCAUUUGAGCUUAUUCGCAAACAGCGCAUCAAUUUAAAUUUGAUAGUAGACCAUGACCCGCGUUUAUUUUUGGAGAAUGCAACAAAAUUUAUAGAUGAUAUAAUUGAACCAACCUGGCUAAGUUUCUUUUUGUCAGAAUUGCAAAAUGAUGAUGUCACUGUGACAACUUAUGCAACCUCGUAUCCACUUCGCUCUCAAAAAUCAGGAACAAUAAUUGAAGAUCCUUAUGCGGGUACAAAUAAAGUUCAACGAGUUUGUAAAACUCUUCUAGACAUUAUGAUAAAAAAACCAGAUGCCAAUAAAUUGAUACCACCGAUACUUACUAGCAUGGUUAAACAAGAAAAUGGCUUAGAAAUAGCGCUAAAAAAAAUUAAAUCAAUAAGAGAAUCAGAAGAUAAGCCCCGUGGUAGUCUGGAGAAGCGUAAAUCUGAAGAAGCAUUAAAUUAUUUGUUGUACCUAACAGAUGUCAAUGUACUAUAUGAUAUAGCUCUAGGGAUGUAUGAUUUUGAAAUGACAAUGUUAAUAGCAUCCAAAUCGCAAAAAGAUCCCAAAGAAUAUAUUCCAUUCCUAAAUGACUUAAAAAAAUUGGAGAGUAAUUACAUGAAGUACUGCAUUGACAAGCACCUAAUGCGGUAUGAGUCGGCAUUGGCACAUAUUUCUAAACGACCUGAUAAAUUCAGCGAAUGUUUAGAUUUCAUUCACAAUCAUAGCCUAUAUGUACAAGCACUGCAGUUAUUUAAUAGAGACAGUAAAGAGUAUCAAGAAGUGGCUAAAAUAUAUGCAGAAUUUUUGUCAACUAAGAUGAAACACAGAGAAGCUGGAAUCAUGUUUAGUAGAGCUGGGGACCUCAAAAACUCUUUGAACGCUUUUAAGUUAGCCAGUUGUUGGCAAGAAGUGAUCAUUGUAUCGAUUCAAAUGGAAUUAAGUUCCAUAGAGUUAUCUAAAGUACUCGAAGACUUAGUAUCGCAAUUAAAAUAUGCCCGGCAAUAUAAGGAAGCUGCAGAAAUAUUGAUAACGCAUUUGCAUAAGACGGAAGAUGCUGUCGCUAUGCUUUGCGAGGGUAGGAUGUGGCAAGAUGCACUUAGGUUAUGUUACUUCGAACACCGCUUAGAUCUUAUCGAAACACGCGUAAAACCUAGAGUUCAAGAUCAUACUCAAUAUAUAAUGUCACAGAUAGAAAAGGCUGGUGAAGAUUUCCAGAAACAUAGAACCAGACUUGCAAAGGUUAGAGAAGAAAAAUCUAAGCAAGAAAUGCAAAUACAUAAUGGCCUUGAUUCAGAGCGCGAGUCGGCAAUUGGAAGAGAUAUCAGCGAUUUACUCAGUGAUACAAGCAGUAUUGCCGGAACAGUUACUAGUCAUGGAUCGACAACAUCAAAAAGUUCUGGAAGAAGUUAUAGAUCUAGUAAAAAUCGCAGAAAGCAAGAAAGAAAACUUCUGAGCACUAAAGAGGGCAGUGCCUUUGAAGAUUUUGCGUUAUUAAGAACCCUACAUCAGACGGUGAUUGCUGCCUAUGAACAAAGAGAUGAAGUGGAGCAAAUAGUAAGAACGCUGUUGCAUUUUAAUGAAGACGAACAUGCAGGAAAGCUUCAAAAGGCAAUGUGCACAUUUUUAAAUAUGAUUGAAAUUGGCAAGUUGGAAAUUUGGAGUCAACAACCUUUAGGAAUUGCUCCUGAAAUAACAAAAGAAAGGUUUAAUAACAUGGAGAAUCAUAGCCAAAAUAACAUACCACAAGGGUUAAUAGAACCUUUCAUGUUAUACGCUCCAGUAACAAAAGCACGUGAUUGGAAAUUGAAUAUAUUUUCAUCGAUAUCCGAAAUGACCAAGCAAACGUAAUCAUUUCAUAAUAAUAUGCAGUAAAAUGAAAUAAACUUAUGCAUUUUCAUAAAGUUAUGUAUGUAUAGGCCAAUUGAAAUAUACGAAUUUGAUAUUAAAAAAGGAGAAUAAGUCAGCCUUAAAGGGGAAUGGUACUCGAACAAAUUCUGAGUUGACCGUGCUGCCACGUAACGGUAAGCAGUGGAAAAGCUUGUGACGUUGCAAAAGCGCUAUUACUGUGCCGUGUCGUGGUAGUCACGGCACCGUAAUUGUGGUACGAUUCAGACCAGGAGGAGUAAUCAAUGAAUAAAGCGAAUUUUCUGCCCUCGUA
Molecule: messenger RNA, 4597 nt
Organism: Orussus abietinus
Lineage: Eukaryota; Metazoa; Arthropoda; Insecta; Hymenoptera; Orussidae
Gene: Elp1
Product: putative elongator complex protein 1
Exons: 12
Coding region: 301-4287 (1328 amino acids)
Biological process (GO): tRNA wobble base 5-methoxycarbonylmethyl-2-thiouridinylation
Cellular component (GO): cytosol; elongator holoenzyme complex
Molecular function (GO): tRNA binding
Source: RefSeq, a predicted model, not a curated record